AUGCUGUCUAUCUCAGAGCAGCUCAGUGAUAUUCAUCGUAACACUGUCGAACUUAACAGACAGAAGUUACGAUCUAUCAUUAAAACGGUUGUGCUUUGUGGUAAACAGAACAUGGCAUUACGAGGCCACCGCAAUGACUCGUCACACCUAGAAGAAUCUUCAGGCAACCCAGGGAACUUUCAAGCCCUGCUUAAUUUCAGAGUGGAAGCUGGAGAUAAAGUCCUAGCAAAUCAUUUUGCCAACGGCCCAAGAAAUGCAACAUACCACUCCAACACGAUCCAGAAUGACAUCAUAGAAGUGUUAGGCACUUACAUUCAAGACAAGAUCGUCGCAGAGAUUAAUGAAGCAGGUGCAUUUUCCCUUCUGGCGGAUGAGGCAAGUGACAGCAGCAACAAAGAACAAUUACCACUCAUUCUAAGGUUUGUCGACAAAGAAAGAAAUGUCAGAGAAGAAUUCGUUGGGUUCUAUGAGUGCGAAGAUGGUGUCACUAGUCAAGUUAUAGCCACUCUUAUACUAAAGGCCGUUCAAGAACUUGGCUUGUCUAUGGAUUUCUGCAACGGACAGUGUUACGAUGGUGCAGGCAGCAUGUCAGGACCUUGUAAUGGUGCAGCAGCAAUUGUCAGAAGGCAAUUCUUGGUUUUCACCCACGUGACCCACCGCUUGGCAACGGUUGCUAUCCGCCAUGUUGGUGUCCCUCAAGUGUAAACAAACCAAGAUGGUUCUGUGCGUUGUCGUUGGAUGUGGAAGGAAAAGUGGAAAAGGAAACACCCAAGGAUUUUUUCGUAUACCAUCAGUUGUUAAACAUCAAGGCGAAGAGUUCGAAGAUCUCACCACUGAGAGGAGAAAUAGUUGGAUUUCGGCGAUAAGUCGAGACGAUACUGAUACGAAGAACGUCCUGGAAAACGAGCGAGUUUGUGAAUGCCACUUUGUGUCAGGAAGGCCGUCACCGAACUGGGACAAAUUUAACGUCGAUUGGAUACCGACCUUAAACUUAGGUAAACGAAUACACAAACAGAAAGACGUCGAGGCUGCGACAAAAAGAGCCGAGAGAGCAAAGGCUCGAAGGAAAAGAGUCAUUGAACGACAAGAGAAUGAAGCUGCAAGGAAAAAGAAAGCUCUUGGACCAAAGAGGCGAACAGGUUGCUAACAUGGACUUUAGGGAAGCGUCAACGAGUACUUCAUCCGAAAUAGUCGAAGACCAUAGCGGUGAAAUACAGCCUGAAGAGCCUGAUACUCAACAGCCUGAUAUUUCUUCAGCCGCUUGUGCGGCGAUGAAGAAACAAUGGCGGUUGUAUUUCACGACGCUGAAACACAGACAGAAGAAUCUGCCACAUUUCCACCAGUCGACGCUGAAACUCAGACUGAAGAGUUUGAAUAUAUAUUCUCCAGGCCCAGCGGAUAUCAAGCACCCGACCAAGAUUUCUUUCAAUCUGACAACAAGGUCCGUUUUAUACGGGACUGCCAUCAUUUGAGAUUCUAAUGGUUGCUUUUGAACACGUGUCUCCACAUGUCACUCGCAAAACUCACUCCCUCAGCAGAUUUCAGGAAUUUGUCAUGGUCCUGAUGAAACUGCGAUUGAAUGUACCCUUUCAAGAUCUGGCUUACCGUUUCAUGGUAUCUGUGCCCACUGUGUCAAGGAUUUUUUCCUCCUGGCUGGUUGUUAUGGACACCAGGUUGUUUCCUCUUGUUUCCUGGCCAGAUAGGGAGCAGUUAUGGAAAACAAUGCCAAUGUGUUUUCAACAUGCAUUUGGAAGGAAAGUAACUGUAAUCAUUGACUGUUUUGAGGUGUUUAUCGAAAGGCCGUCAAAUCUGUUAGCCAGAGCACAAACAUUUUCAUCGUACAAACACCACAAUACGAUCAAGAUUCUCAUUGGUAUUACACCCCAAGGAACUGUGCCUUUUGUUAGUGAAGCCUGGGGAGGCCGCACCUCUGAUAAGUAUCUGACAGAGCAUUCUGGAUUUCUCGAACAAUUGCUACCAGGAGACAUGGUAAUGGCUGAUAGAGGGUUCACGAUUGCAGAAAGUGUUGGCUUAAAGCAAGCCAAGCUGGUUAUUCCAGCCUUCACAAAGGGGAAAUCCCAGUUGGAUCCGGUUGAUGUGGAAAAAACCAGAGGCAUGGCAAGUGUUCGUAUCCACGUGGAGAGGGUGAUAGGGUUGUUGCGGCGCAAGUAUACCAUUUUGGAAAGCACACUUCCAACAGAUUUCCUUGCUUGCAACCCAAAUGGACCACCUGCAUCACAGAUUCCUAUGAUUGAUCGUAUUGUGAGGGUUUGCUCCGCACUUAUUAACUUAUGCCCACCUAUAAUACCAUUUGACUAGUUUCAGUUGUACAGUUAUCUUCUUUUAAAUGGACACCCCGGUAUACCAGACACUUCUGUGCAGCGGACAGCUUUCACUGGUCCUAACUCAGGCAAAUUAGAGCUGUUCAUCUGUAACUAAACUCUCUUUUAAAGAGAGUUUAGUUACAGUUAAAUUAAGGCAGACAGCUAGAGCUGGUCCCAAGGGUGUCCUGCUUACUAGAGAGUUCACUGUAUUGCCAGUUUUAAGUUUAACAUAAUUAUGUGCUUCUGUUAACAGUAACUUAAUGUAGGUGAAGGUCAGUAAGAAUGUGUCCUUAACAAAUAUCUAAAACAUUUUAAUUGAUUCAAAAUGACAAUUUUUGAAGAUGUAGACUCUCAUGUCAUCAAUUUUCUUACUUCUUUUAAUUACAUAAUUUGUUAGUGUUUCAAACAACAAGAAAAGUUUUAAAAAAUUGUCUUUUGAGAUGACAGUGAAACAGGUAUUUGAGCAAAAACACUCAAACCCGUAAUUAAUGCAGUAGUUUUCAGCAGGUUAUUUUAUUGUUCUUCUGUUUGGUCUAAUACUACCAUGAAGAAUGUAGUUAAAUUACAGUUAGUACAACAUUUUGCAGCACGUAUCGUUGCUAAAAAGCGUAAGUAUGAUCAUGUAACACCUAUCCUUAAAUCAUUAAAUUGGUUACCCGUAAAAGACCAAUAUUAUACUUUAGAGAUGCUGUGUUAGCUUUUAAAUGUAUGUCGGGACUAGCCCCUGGGUACCUUAGCGAUCAAUUAAUUCUACGUAGUACUGUAAGUAAGGCAUUUUGGUUAGUUACAUUACCAGGUACACUUAAUAUUUCCUCUUACAGAGGUCACGAAUCCCCAAACCAUCUGGUUGAAGGCUUCCAAACUCUUGUAGGCCUUGAACUGCCGUUUCGUAUACUAGCUAGUCUCUAAAACCAGAUAUCCUAGCAAAUCAGUGGCUUCAAUACGUGGCAAACAUUCUGGGUCGAACUGCUCGGUUGGAAUGCUGACCGGGUCAACUCCAAGUAGGAACAUUUUCUGAAUAUAUCGUGUCUUUACUUGGCUCUCGAGGCUUUUGGCGAACUCGGAAAGAUCAAGGAUACUCGCACUGGUCCUAUCUGAGUCCUGAUCGCUUUUUCCGUCCGAUAAUUCCAUUUACGACCGCAAAAUUUCGAAGAGAACGAAAGAGUUGCGAGAUCCGACAUACUAUUAUCACAAAUUUCACGGUCGGAAGGGACACCAACAUGGCCGACAACCAAAUUUGGAAAUGCCCGUGACGUCACGUGAAAACCAAGAAUAUCCAAAGGCUAUAUACACUCAUUGUACGGCUCACCGCCUAAACCUCUCUGUUGUGAGUGCGUGCAAGAUGCAGAAUGUUCGAAAUAUGUUUGA
Molecule: messenger RNA, 3692 nt
Organism: Porites lobata
Lineage: Eukaryota; Metazoa; Cnidaria; Anthozoa; Scleractinia; Poritidae
Source: the annotation of a GenBank genome assembly